GAGCGGCAGGAAAUUGAAAACAGUCUACUUUUUAAAGAAUUAAAUAAAUCAACAAAGAAACAAGAUUUUGAAAACCUUGAUAGAUAUUUAAUUGUCUUAGGACUAUUGGCUCUUGCAGAACAAAGACUAGACGACUUCGAACAAAGACACUGGAUAGAACUCAUAAUAUUAAAACAAUUAAAAGCAGAUCCGGAAAUAAAACAGAAGUUUAAGCGAUCUCACUUUAACAUUGUUCGAAACUUAGAAGAAAGAGAUACUGAA
Molecule: messenger RNA, 261 nt
Organism: Dentiscutata erythropus
Lineage: Eukaryota; Fungi; Glomeromycota; Glomeromycetes; Diversisporales; Gigasporaceae
Source: the annotation of a GenBank genome assembly